CCUUAACCCACUGAGCAAGGCCAGGGAUCGAACCCGCAACUUCAUGGUUCCUAAUCAGAUUCAUUAACCACUGCUCCACGAUGGGAACUCGUACAAGUACUUUGCUGAUGGUGGCUUGCAUCCGAUGAGCCUCUCUGUCUGCUUGUUCACUAUGUCCCAGGGAGUUUCUUGUUCUCACUGGAUGCUUCCAACCCAGCCCACAUGGGCAGUUCAGAGCCUCCCCUGCUGCUUCUCCUGAAACUCUGAUAUGGGCUCAUGGUCUUGAGUCCUUUAAUGACAACCCAAGGCAACUUCACAGUUGGACUCUUAUAUUCUUCUGUGAACUUAGGGGGGCUUGCAUUCACUCUCCCCACCUGGCAUGACAGGAUCCUAAGGAAGAACAUAACACCCUCUUUUCAUGCCUAGCACGGCCAUGGCUCGUGGUCCCAAGAAACACCUGAAUCACGUAGCAGCUCCAAAGCCUUGGAUGCUGGAUAAACCGACUGGUGUGUUUGCUCCUCAUCCAUCUACUGGUCCCCACAAGCUGAGGGAAUGUCUCCCCCUCAUCAUUUUCCUAAGGAACAGACUUAAGUGUGCCCUAAUAGGAGAUGAAAUAAAGGUCUGCAUGCAGUGUUUCAUUAAGAUUGAUGGCAAGGUGCACACGGAUAUAACCUACCCUGCUGGGUUUAUGAAUGCCAUCCACAUUGACAAGACUGGAGAGAAUUUCUGUCUGAUCUGUGACACCAAGGGUCAUUUUGCCCUUCAUUGUAUCACACCUGAGGAGGCCAAGUACAAGUGUUGCAAAGGGAGAAAGAUCUUUGUGGGCACAAAGGAAAUCCCUCACCUGGUCACCCAUGAUGCCCGUACCAUCCGCUACCCUGAUCCCCUCAUCAAGGGGAAUGACACCAUUCGAAUUGAUUUGGAGACUGGCAAGAUUACUGAUUUCAUCAAAUUUGAUACUGGUAACCUGUGCAUGGUGACUGGAGGUGCUAAGCGGGGAAGAAUUGGUGUGAUCACCAGCAGGGAGAGACUUCCUGGUUCUUUCAAUGUAGUCCAUGUGAAAGGUGCCAAUGGCAACAGCUUUGCCACCCAGCUCUCCAACACUUUUGUUAUUGUCAAAGGCAACAAACCAUGGAUCUCUCUUCCCCGUGGAAAGGGUAUCCACCUUACCAUUGCCGAGGGGAAAGACAAGAGACUGGCGGCCAAAGGGAGCAGUGGAUAAAAUGAUCUAUAGGCGACAUGAUUGGAAAAGUCUUUAUACUUAAUUAAAGAUAAUACCGCAUUAACAAAAGAACAUAACACCAAGAAGAAUUGUAACCUGGCAGAGAAAAGAACAUCAUCUUAAUAUUUGAAAACUUCAAAAAUUACAAGUUUUCCUGAAAGCCCUAAAAAUAGAUACCAGCCACUAAAGAUUCCUAACCCCAGGGACCCAUCUAAUUUUAAGAUGAGUCAAAUGAACUGAAUGUCUGUGUGGACAGAAGAUUCCAAACUCUUUACGGGUAAAAGAAAUUUUACAAAAUGCUGUAAUGUGAUCAGGGUUCUGAGCCCUUUAACUCGUGAAGUAGAAAACAAAGGGAUGCUUUCCAGCCAGGCAGAAAUGGUCUGUCCUGACUUUACCCUGUUGCGCCUGCUACAUAUGCUUGAUUCGGAACAGAUUUUUUUCCAAGUUCCUUUUUUCAAAAAAAAGUGAUGACUGCUGAUUGAUUUUCAUAAGAUUUGACUUACUCUUUCAUGCCCAUGUGACACAAAUUAGAUUGGUCAUUCUUUUCUCUGCCAUUUUUGUGUGUAUGUGUGUGAUUUUUUUUAAUUUUUUUAUUACUCAAUGAAUUUAUCACAUUUAUGGUUGUACAAUGAUCAUCACAAUCCAAUUUUAUGGGAUUUCAAACCCACAACCCCAGCU
This is a messenger RNA of Sus scrofa (pig), 1879 nucleotides long. Lineage: Eukaryota; Metazoa; Chordata; Mammalia; Artiodactyla; Suidae. The record is from RefSeq and is a predicted model, not a curated record.